GUCAAAUAAUAAAUAUAUACUGAACUCUGUCUCUCUAGUUAUCUCCGCACCUGUCUCUCCAUCACAGAGAUACCCAGAAAGCAAAAAAAGAAAAGAAAGAAAGAACUCAGAUUGAUUAGUACAAUGGCGAAGGGCUACAUAAGAAUGAAAACUGAUCAAGAUCUAUUUAGCUCUGACGUGAAAGAUCUUGCAAACUCUGUUAUAAAGCUAGCCACCCAUGUCAUCAAGCUUGGAAGCUUAGGCUUUGGCUCCACUUUUCUUGAAUGGCUCGCUGCUUUUGCUGCCAUUUAUUUGUUGAUCUUGGAUCGAACAAACUGGAAGACAAACAUUCUUACAUCUCUGUUGAUCCCAUACAUCUUCUUGAGUCUUCCUUCACUACUGUUCAGCAUACUCAGGGGAGAGAUUGGGAAAUGGAUUGCUUUCGUUGCUGUUGUGUUGCGCCUUUUCUUCCCAAAACAUUUCCCAGAUUGGCUGGAACUUCCAGGUGCUUUCAUUCUUCUGACGGUGGUAGCCCCUAGUUUACUUGCAGACACCGUAAGGGACAGCUGGGUUGGUGUGUUAAUAUGUCUCGCCAUUGCGGGUUAUUUGCUUCAAGAACACAUCCGGGCAUCUGGUGGGUUCAGAAAUUCUUUCACAAAAGCCAAUGGUCUAUCAAACACAAUUGGAAUAGUCCUUCUGUUUAUCUAUCCCGUCUGGGCACUGGUACUUGAUGUGCUAUAGGUGCACCCUUAGCAGCAUAUGAUUGUUUUGAUGCUUGCAAUUUUAAGAAUCUUUAUCUUCGUGCCAUUAUUUUAUUAAGACCUACAAAAUCAUUGCCAGUGUUCUGUUACAUCUGUAUAAUUGUGAAAGGAAAACUUGUCUUUCAUGCUGUUGAAUUUGUGAAAGAAUUGGCACAAUCUUUCUGUUUUUCUGCCCUGUCUGGACUUUCUACUUGACUUCCCAUUGGUGCGGUCAUGGUAGCAUGUGAAUUGCUUUUGAAGCUUGCAAAUUUUUAUCAACUGUCUUGUUUGUGUU
Molecule: messenger RNA, 1014 nt
Organism: Quercus robur (English oak)
Lineage: Eukaryota; Viridiplantae; Streptophyta; Magnoliopsida; Fagales; Fagaceae
Product: cold-regulated 413 plasma membrane protein 2-like
Exons: 4
Coding region: 124-720 (198 amino acids)
Cellular component (GO): membrane
Source: RefSeq, a predicted model, not a curated record